AUGGGUGUCGCCAAGAAGACGCGCAAAUUCGCGCAAAUGAAGCGCGUCAUAGGACAACGCGAUGCACGAUUAAAGAAGAAUCAAAUGGCCGGCGAAAUAGAAGCAAAGAAGAAGGAAGAAGCCAAGAAAGCCAAGAGAGAAAUGUAUGCUUUCACUCUCCAUUCUUUCUAUCCCAAGUGUUGCAAGACUGACCAAUCUGUUGCGAUUAGCCCGCAAGCACCCUCUUCCAUGUUCUUCAUGGCCAACGAAGCUCUUGGUCCUCCCUACCGCGUCCUCAUCGAUACCAAUUUCCUUUCCCAUACCGUCCGCGGCAAGCUCGAAUUGCAAGAAUCCCUCAUGAACUUGCUUUACGCAAAAGCCACGCCUAUAAUCACUUCCUGCGUUAUGGCCGAACUCGAGAAGCUGGGACCCAAAUACAGAAUCGCCCUGCGCAUCGCGCGAGACGAGCGCUGGGAGCGCAUCACCUGCGAUCACAAGGGCACAUAUGCCGAUGACUGUCUCGUCGAGAACGUCACCAAACACCGUAUUUACCUCGUGGGCACCAACGAUGUGGACUUGAAGAGAAGGCUGAGGAAGAUACCCGGUGUGCCCAUCGUCAGUGUGGCCAAGGGCAAAUAUGUGAUUGAGAGACUACCGGACGCGCCUGAUAGUCGAUAA
Messenger RNA from Periconia digitata, 657 nucleotides. The record is from the annotation of a GenBank genome assembly. Lineage: Eukaryota; Fungi; Ascomycota; Dothideomycetes; Pleosporales; Periconiaceae.